CCUGUGUGCAGGGGAGCAGGGCUUUUGGGGGGGUGGGGGUGGGAAAGGCGGGCAGGCAUGUCUUUCAAGGAGGCCAAGCCUGGGGAGAGAAGCAGAAAUCCCGAAGACCAUGUCAGAAAGCAGACUGCAAGCUGCAUCAACGGCAUGGAGGCGGGCAACCCAGCCGGCCCCUCUGGCGAGAAGAAGAGUCACCACUGGAAGAGUUACAAGCUGAUCAUCGACCCUGCCCUGAGGAAGGGGCAACACAAGCUGUACCGCUACGAUGGACUGCACUUCAGCAUGCCUAACCCAGGUGUCCCCCCAGUGGACUGCGUCCGAGACCCCCGGAUCGGCAGGAUAUGGACCAAAAACAAGGAGGUCGAUCUGCCUGUGCCCAAGCUGAAGAUCGACGAGUUCUACGUCGGCCCCGUGCCUCCCAAGCAAGUGACUUUUGCGAAACUGAACGACAAUAUUCGGGAGAACUUUCUUGGCGACAUGUGCAAGAAGUACGGGGAGGUGGAGGAAGUGGAGAUCCUGUACAACCCCAAGAACAAGAAGCACCUGGGCAUUGCCAAAGUUAUAUUUGCCACUGUGACAGGCGCCAGGGAUGCGGUGAAGCAUCUGCACAACACCACCGUCAUGGGCAACCUGAUCCACGUGGAGCUGGACACUAAAGGAGAGACACGUAUGCGGUUCUAUGAACUGUUAGUAAAUGGUCUCUACACACCUCAGACUCUUCCCGUUGGAUCUGACUUGGAUGCUUCACCAAACGUGAAUGAAACGCCGCAGGUUAAUGAAAUCGUAAAACGUACGAAAGAAACGAGUGUUAGUGCAUCAGUAACCCCAAACAGCAGUACCCCAUUUUCCCAUGACACAGCCUAUUCAAGUUGUCGACAGGAUACCCCAAACUCUUACAGCCAGUAUACCCCACAAUCACAAGGAACACCUCACACCCCACGGCUUGGAACACCUUUUUCGCAGGACUCCAACUACUCAAGUCGACAGUCGACACCAGCAUUUCAUUAUGGGCAGGACUACAAACCAAGAAGGCAAGAAUCAAAGUUCACGGACGCUUAUAAUCGGAGGCCUGGGCACCACUAUGUUCACAGGAGCUCUGAUCACACGUUUAAUGCAACGCGAUCUCAGCCAGAGACUUCACAGUUUUCCCACACAUCACCGCUGAGCCAGACUGGUUUGUCCUCAGCCUUUAUUCCUUACCAAGCAUCUUCAGCUUACUCAUUACCCGAUGAAAAUCCAUUCCCACAGACAUCGAGAGAAGUAGACUUCCGGAGAGCAGCACCACCACCACCACCGCCCCCAUCGGAGCCGUUUUCUGACGGUGUAUGUAGUUCUGUAAAUAUUGACUUUGUACCAGUUAAAGAGAAACCAGAGGAACCCCCUCCUCCUGAGCCGGAGUGUGCCAUGGAGCAGAAGUUGCCAUCUGGUGCUCGAACACCAGAGGGAGGGGAAACGCCAGGGACACCCACUUUGGAAGCUGAAAUGCAACACAAUAGUUUAGACUCAAGAAUUGAAAUGCUUUUAAAAGAGCAAAGAACCAAAUUACCUUUCCUAAAUGAACCAAUCUCGGACAAUGAGCUGAGGAUGGAAGGAAGCCCUAUCUCGUCCUCUUCAUCCCAGCUUUCACCAAUUCCCCCUUACAGCUCCAACUCUCAGUACCAGGAUGUCACCCCUUCCUCGCGACCGUCUAGCACUGGUUUAGAGGAUAUCAGCCCUACUCCUUUGCCAGACUCUGACGACGAUGAUGAUGAGCCAAUUUUUGGCACAGCCUCUCUGUGCCAGAGCUCAAGGUCAGGAACUCCCAUUGACCAGAUGAGUCAGUCUUGCAGGAAAGUGGAAAGCACAGAUAUGAUGGAACAGGUAGCUGGUGAUGAAACGCCCGUGUCUGAGAAAAUGGAGGAGGAUCUUCAUCAUUCUUCUGGAGAGGACAUGGAAAUUUCAGAUGACGAAAUGAACAUUUCUCCCAACAGUGCCAAAUCCAUUGUCAUAAAUUCAGCAGUGACAAGUUCUGCAGUCAUAACUCCGGUCAUGCCUAUUAUGCCUCCUGGAUUUCCCCCUCUACCGCCACCUCCACCGCCACCACCACAGCCUGGGUUUCCUAUGCCACCUCCUCUGCCUCCACCACCUCCACCAACACACCCUUCAGUCACAGUACCCCCUCCUCCACUACCAGCCCCACCAGGGGUUCCUCCACCCCAUAUUUUGCCUCCCCCACCACCAUUCCAUCAAGGUAUGUUUCCCAUGAUUCAAGGCGACAUGAUGAGUGCUCUUGGUACACAAUGGGGCGGAAUGCCAAUGUCCUUUCAAAUGCAGACUCAAAUGCUCAGUCGUAUGAUGCAGGGACAAAAUUCAUACCAUUACCCUCAUUUCUUGGGAAAUUCCAUGCAGUUUGGCCAGCAUCCUUACCGUCCCUAUGCCAUGUCCGCACAUCUUUCACGAGGACAGCCUUGGCCACCUUUUCCAAAGUUUGACCCAUCUGUGCCACCCCCAGGCUAUGAGCACAAGAAAGAGGAUCCACAUAAGGCCACAGUGGACGGGGUGCUAUUGGUCAUUGUUAAGGAACUUAAAGCCAUAAUGAAAAGAGAUCUAAACCGCAAAAUGGUCGAAGUUGUGGCAUUCAGGGCAUUUGAUGAGUGGUGGGAUAAAAAGGAGCGUUUAGCAAAGCAAUCUCUAACACCAGUAAAAUCGGGGGAUGGCAAAGAUGAAGAGAAACCAAAGCCGAGGGACCAAAUAACAUCAAGCUUGCUGGAGAGCUGGAACAAGGGAGAAGGACUGGGCUUUGAAGGCAUAGGUCUGGGCAUUGGCCUGCGCGGUGCAAUUCGUCUUCCCUCAUUCAAGGUGAAAAGGAAAGAACCUCCUGAGUCCGGACUGGAGGGAGAACAGAAAAGGAUUCGUGUGACAAAACCUAUCGAUGAGGAGGAUGAAGAGUGUGAACAAGAGAAAGAUGUUACUUUAGAUCCAACCAAGAAUGACACCGAAUCUGUUACUGCCCGGAAAAGGCCAGCGAUGCCCUUAGACAGUGAGGGGGAAGAUGAGGUGGAAAGUGAAGCAGAAGAGCCCUCAGAUAAGGAAGACACGUCGUCUGAGAAGGAUGAGGAGCAGGAUGAGGUCUCAGUUGGUGUCCUCUCCAGUAAGCAUUAUGUUGAAGAUGAGGAGGAUGACCUAGAAACAAGCGGAAAGGAGGAACAAGACUCAGAUGAUGAAGAUGUGACCAGCGUGGCCUCCUCUAAAGCUGAAGCAGAUUCAUCUGACGAAAGUGAAGAGUCUUCAGAAUAUGAGUCUAGUUCAGAGUCUGACGAAGAUGAUGAGGAGGAAGAUGAAGAGGAUGAAUCUGAGUAUGAGGACGAUCAAGAAGAGGAAAUCGAUAUAGAACUGGACGAUGAUAUGGAUGGUGAAGAUGAUGUUUUCAAAGGUCUUUCUGGGCAGAGUAGUCCAACCAAAGUUUCUGUGGUGGAAGAGUUAAUGGAUGACAGUGAAGGUGUGGAAUAUCCUGCACCAUCAACUGCAGAGGAUGUUUCACCUGUGAAAAACAGUGAUUUGGACAUCCCUGCAGUUCAUUCCAAAGAUUUGUUAGAACCAGAAACUACCAGCAAGGAACUGCCUGACAGGACUAUUGAAGUGGAUGAUGGAAAGGAUAUGGAAAAAGCUCCAUCACCAUCAAAUCUAGAAGACCAAUCUGAAGUGUAUGUGGAGCUGCACUUGGAGCCUGUUCUGGAGAGUCCAAGUAUAGAGGCCCAGGAGAAUGUAAUACGACCUGUGACACCUACUGGAGCCUUUGGGGAAGUAAGCGUCCUCCUGAAACCUGAAGAAGUUUCUUCUGAUACUCGACAACCGCUUACAAAAUCUGGACCUUUUAUUGCAGAGGAUGAAGUGCUCUGCCCUCGGACGCCUGGUCGAGACACAGCAGCUCAUUCUGAUUCAGAGGUUCCUCUUCCACCUCUGCCCCAAGUAGCUCUUACUGCACUCCCUUUGACUCAGGUUCACAAUAAGGAAGAGGACCUACCAGUACAUCAUGAAAAGAACUGUAGCCACUUGGCAGUCACAAAAAUGCUAUCUGAGGAGGAACUUCCAAGGACGCCAGGCAGGGAAUUUUCUGCCAAAUCUUCUCAUUUUGAGAAGUCCCAGAGCACCGAUACCGUACCAGCUACACCAGGUAGUGAUGCUCCCCUCACUGGCAGUAGUUUAAAUCUUACUUCUCCUCACAUUCCUGGAAGCCCAUUCUCCUACCUUUCUCAGUCACCUGGCAUAAUAAACAGUGGUAUUCCAAGGACUCCAGGAAGAGACUUUAACUUCACUCCAAUCUUUCCUGAAUCCAAUGCUACCUUCCCAUGUCACCCAUCAAAUAAGAAACCCUCAGUUGAUGAACCAGAUGACAAAUCAUUUAAAGAACCAGCCAGUGCUUCCUUAAUCAUGAAUAAUGUUCCUUCUCCCAUCCCAUUUGCAAGCCCUCCAAGAGGGGAUCAUCAAAAAGACAUUGGGUUAACGGGUGAUGAUCUGGAAUCAUCUGAAACUCCAACCCAUUUUUCUGAUAAAUUAUUAAGUGAAGAGAGCGAGACAGUACUCCAAAAAGGACAGUUGCCUACCACAGAAGAAUCUGCACCUUCACCUACUCUUCCUCCUGCUGGUAGGAGGAAGCCUGGGAGACCGAAGAGGCCCCCUUCUUCCACCUUACUAACAGAUGAUAACACUGAGAAGAACUCAGAAGCUCUCCCUCCUGCGACUGCAUUGGUAGAUGCUUCCCUGGGGAAAUCUGUAACUGUUGAUCAGGAGAGUGAUGCCUGUGGAAUAAAAGAUCCUGCAGCGGAAAACUGUCAUAUGCCCAACUAUGAAGCCAUAAACCAGAAAGUCCCUUUAAAAGAAUUGGAGAACCAGUGGCCAGAGGAAAUAAAAGAAGAGGAGGACAUUACUAAGCUCAAGAAACCAAGAAAUUGGAGGCUCAAAAAGAAGUAUGAGGAAAUUUCAGCUUUUGACUUUUCUCCUCAUCGGUCUCUCUUCAAGCCUCGAUCAGAGUUUGAGGAGAUGAGCAUUCUGUAUGAUAUAUGGAAUAGGGGGAUUGAUGAAGAAGAUGUCAAAUACAUGUGUGUUACUUAUGAUCGGCUACUACAACAAGAUAAUGGCAUGGAUUGGCUCAAUGACACCCUGUGGGUUUACCAUCCUCCAACCAGUGUUUCUUCCCCCAAGAAAAAGAAACGAGAUGAUGGGUUACGGGAUCAUCUUACUGGAUGCGCUCGUAGUGAGGGAUAUUAUAAAAUUGAUCGUAAGGACAAGGCAAAAUACCUCAUCAACAAUCGUUCUAUGACUGAAGAACCUUUAAAUGAUACCCAGGGGAAGAGCAUCCCAGCGCAGCCUCACACCUCAACCAGAGCCGGCUCCGAGAGAAGAUCAGAACAGCGUAGGUUGCUCUCCUCCUUCACUGGAAGCUGCGACAGUGAUCUGCUUAAAUUUAAUCAACUCAAGUUCCGCAAGAAGAAAAUCCGUUUCUGCAAGAGCCAUAUUCACGACUGGGGUCUUUUUGCCAUGGAGCCGAUUGCUGCGGAUGAGAUGGUCAUUGAGUAUGUGGGACAGAAUAUUCGUCAGGUCAUUGCCGAUAUGCGGGAGAAGCGAUACGAGGAUGAAGGGAUCGGGAGCAGCUACAUGUUUAGGGUGGAUCAUGAUACCAUCAUUGAUGCCACAAAAUGUGGGAAUUUCGCUCGGUUUAUUAACCAUAGUUGUAAUCCUAAUUGCUACGCAAAGGUCAUCACUGUGGAGUCACAAAAGAAGAUUGUCAUAUACUCCAAACAGUACAUCAAUGUGAAUGAAGAGAUCACAUACGAUUACAAGUUUCCCAUAGAGGAUGUAAAGAUUCCUUGCCUUUGUGGAGCGGAGAACUGCAGAGGGACGUUGAAUUAAAUGUCCCUCAUUUGUCAUUGCACCUUUCAGCCAUGGCGGACUGCAAGUAACAGGUGUAAGUUGCACUUUGCCAAAAAAAAAGAAAAAAAAAUGAAUGGUUUCGCACUUCUCUUUGGCUU
Messenger RNA from Bufo bufo (common toad), 6005 nucleotides. RefSeq names its product SET domain containing 1B, histone lysine methyltransferase (gene SETD1B). Gene Ontology annotation, cellular component: Set1C/COMPASS complex. Gene Ontology annotation, molecular function: RNA binding; histone H3K4 methyltransferase activity; protein binding. Lineage: Eukaryota; Metazoa; Chordata; Amphibia; Anura; Bufonidae. The record is from RefSeq and is a predicted model, not a curated record. The transcript is spliced from 18 exons. The coding region runs from base 58 to 5886 and encodes 1942 amino acids.